AAAUCCCUGACAACUUCUGCUCAGCCUUCCUCAGCCUCGUCAAUUGACGGCUCUCGACGCUGAAUUGACGCCCUCAUGAUGGCUGUUCGAGACCAUCCCACUCUUCCCGACAAUGUUACUUUGUCAUAUCUGGCUGAAGGCGCUGCGAAUAUUGUAUACAGAAUCCAUAUCCCUCCUGGGACUCCGCAGCCAAGCGUGCUCGAGGAGUAUGGAGAUGACGAGCCACAGCCAACUGAGAUUGAUUCUGCACCCAUCUGGCUGAGACAAUUUGAAAAUAAACUUCUCCGCUUGCGUAAAGAUCUUCCAACCACCUCUCCAUGUGCAGCAGGGCACGAUACAUGGCUUCGACUCAUCGCACCUCUGUUCCCCGCGGAUCAGAUCGUUCACCAAUCCCUGGUAGAACUUCGACCACCCGGGAUCAUCACAAAGUUGAACGAAGAACUUCGUAGCUGGGAGCAAUCCUCCGAGCGAUCCACUAUAAAGAAAAGUCAUUUACGGUCAUUAGAUCUUCGACCUACGCAACGUCAAGGGAUCUACUUGGCAGAGGAUGACCAUGGCUUGCUCGUCACAGAUAUGACAUCUAGCGGUGAAAGCGGCGAGGAAAUAAUAGAAUUCAAGCCGAAAUGGCUCUGCCAAUCUCCCUCAGCACCAGCGAACUCGAAGCGCUGCCGUCAAUGCGCUCGUGCGGCUCGCACCAAUGCCAGACGAGCUCGUACCGGCGAACACCUAAUGCCACUGUUAUGUCCCCUCGACCUGGUCUCCAAAUCACCCAGUGAUCUCGAGCUCGUUUCCUCUCGGCUCUUAGCACCAGACAAAGACCCCGCCAUCAUCAGGCGCUUCGCAAGGUGGCUCGAAACCAACACACUUCUCCAACAGCUGCGCACGUAUCAAGAGAUGUUAGACCAAAAGGGGGUUCUAGUAGGAGAUGUGGACGACGAGAAUUUUCUCGUGGCCAUGACGUUGAGAGAUUGUACCGUCUUUGUACGGUUCCCGCCAGAAGGUAGCGGGAGAGAAAUCGAGGCGAGACUUGGGGAUCUUGAUGUGAAGAGUAGUAGAAAGAAGGACUACUGGAGGAGUAUCGAGUUACCGUUAAUAGAAGAGGGCUGGUAUGCUGGCACAGAGAACAAGGAAGAUCGGCAGCCCCUCAUUUGCCGAUUGAGUCCGGAAAGAUGGAACAAAAGAAGAGAGGAAAAGGACAGCUGAGUACAUACGGGAAAGUUAAAAUUAUGUAUAAAUAGUGUAAUUCUAUUGAGAGGACUCGUCUUGUAGACAAGAUAGGUAGGUCUGUGGACUUUGACGAGGG
This is a messenger RNA of Amorphotheca resinae ATCC 22711, 1303 nucleotides long. RefSeq lists its product as hypothetical. Bases 76 to 1203 code for a protein of 375 amino acids. The transcript has 3 exons. Gene Ontology annotation, biological process: inositol phosphate biosynthetic process. Gene Ontology annotation, cellular component: nucleus. NCBI's taxonomy places the organism in Eukaryota, Fungi, Ascomycota, Leotiomycetes, Helotiales, Amorphothecaceae. Gene Ontology annotation, molecular function: ATP binding; inositol-1,3,4,5,6-pentakisphosphate 2-kinase activity. The record is from RefSeq and is a predicted model, not a curated record.